GAGGAGAGAUGGGUAAAAGUGGAUAGGUUGUGAGGGGGGAAUAAAGCUGCCUGGAGUUACAUGCCUAGCGUCGCAGUCCAAUUAAAAGCCUGUGUGGAAGAGGCACCUUGUGUGUCAUGCAUACAUUAGGGACUGUGAGCGAGGGGUCUUGAGGGAGACCGAGGAGGCUCUACCCAGAGAGUGUCAUCACAAAUUACCAGGAGAAGGCUCUCCGACGCUCACUGUCUCUUCUGCUUUUGGCAGGAGCUAACGUGCCGCACGCCAGCCGCCACCUCCACCUCUACCGGGGCUCUGCUGUAGUCUACCAUCUCUCUCUCUUUCUGUCAUCUGCUCUCUCUCCCUUUUCUCUGUCUCUCCCUCCCUCUCUCUCUCUCAGCACACCUCUCUGUCUUCUACAUCUGUACCAUCAGCUUGUCUUCUUCAAUUUCAUUUCUUGGUGGCAAAAAAAGGAAUGGAUCUAUAAUUUAUUUUUUUAAAUCGCAAACUUCUGAAGAAACAGACUUAUUUUCUCAAAGCGACAGUUGAUUUUUUUUUUUCAAAUAGUUAUCCAUUUAUUUGCUUUAUAAUAUAUUUUUGUCUCUAUGGCAAGACUUGCUCACUGUGGUGUAACUGAGACGUGAUGCUUCAGGAUUUAAGUGCAAGUGUCCUCUUUCCACCGUGUCUGCAGCACCGAAGUUUUGCUCAGGUUCCCGACAAUGACGAGCAGUUUGUUCCAGACUUCCAGACCGAAAAUUUGGCUUUCCACGGACUGCAGCUGAAGAUCAAGAGGGAGCUGCACAGCCCGUGUUCAGAGCUGGGCUCGAACUGCAGUCAGGAACGGCCCUUCAGACUCCAGUAUGGAGAGAAGUGCCCGUACAACAUCAGUGCCUAUGAGCAGAAGCAGCCUGCAGGAAUGAAGCCCUCCAGCCCAGUGACACCCCCCUGUAGCAACCCUGUGUCUCCACUCCAUCAUGCCUCACCCACGGCGGCCCCAACGCCCAAAUCAGACAGGACCUAUGCCCAUAUACCGUCCUCGCAGCCACUCCCAGACAGCUCCUACUCCAUGGACCACAGAUUUCGACGUCAGCUCUCAGAGCCGUGUCACUCCUUCCCCUCCCCGCCGACAAUGGCUCAGGACGGACGGCCCAUCUACCACAGGCAGAUGUCAGAGCCCAACAUCCCCUUUCCUCCUCAAGGCUUCAAGCAGGAAUACCCUGACCCCCUGUUUGAACACCCAGCCAUGAUGGGGGCGCCGCUGCACCACACGUACCCCACAACCAUGAUGAUAAAGCAGGAGCCGAGGGACUUCACCUACGACUCAGAAGUGCCUAGCUGCCAUUCUGUCUACUUACGGCAAGACGGCUAUCUGGCUCACACUAACAGGACUGAAGGUUGUAUGUUUGACAAAGUGGCGAGGCAUUUUUAUGACGAUACCUGCGUGGUGCCUGAAAAGGUUGAAGGUGACAUCAAGCAGGAGUCAGGCCUGUACCGCGAGGGCCCAUCAUACCAGCGCAGAGGCUCGUUGCAGCUCUGGCAGUUCCUGGUGGCUCUGCUGGACGACCCGUCCAACUCCCACUUCAUCGCAUGGACCGGCCGCGGCAUGGAGUUCAAACUCAUCGAGCCAGAGGAGGUGGCACGGCGGUGGGGGAUACAGAAGAAUCGGCCGGCGAUGAAUUAUGACAAGCUCAGCCGAUCGCUGCGUUACUACUACGAGAAAGGAAUCAUGCAAAAGGUGGCUGGGGAGAGAUACGUGUACAAAUUUGUGUGCGACCCUGAGGCCUUGUUCUCCAUGGCAUUUCCCGACAAUCAACGGCCGGUGCUGAAGACGGACAUGGAGCGGCAGAUCAACGAGGAGGACACGGUGCCGCUGUCACACUUUGACGAAAACAUGGCAUACGUGCAGGAGGGGCCCUACUGCCAGCCACACCCCUACAGCGAGGGUUACGUGUAUUAACAUCAGCCCCACGACCACACACACUAAAACGCACACCUCCACCCUGCCCUUCCUCCCCGCCUCCUCCUAAGUCCGACUGUCAUGUUCUCUGAUUCACAAUUGCUCCGGGAAUAAGACUGAACACACACAUGCAGCGGAGCUUCCCCUCUCUCUCUGUGUCUCUCUCUGUGUCUCACACACACAUCCUCUUGUCUUUCUGACGUCCAAGCCACACUGCAGGAUGGAGAGUGCACUUUAUGGACAGGAGCAGCGCGGUGUUACCUGCCAGGGGUUAGGCUAUGUGUUCGCCUUUUUAUCAUUGUUUAUGGUUUGUACAUUAAUGUGGGAAUCGUUCUGGGGGUUUUUUUUGUUGUUUUUUUUUUUUUAUUUAUAUGAUUUUGAGCACGUGGCGCCCUGGUGAGAAAGAACUCAACGGCUAAUUCACAGUCGCCCCAGGACUCAAUCAUAGGCUUUGAUUUCCAGGAAAAGAGACAGUCUCGUCUACACACAUGCAGCAAAUCGAAGGAUGAUCACUUUUGUUCGACUGACCCUUAGUUUGUCCUCAGACAGCCAUCAUGUACUUUCAUGCUCAUUUAAGUGAAUACUGGCGAACUAUCGUACUGAUACUUUUAUGGUGAAGUGACAUGAUUAUAGACUUGAAAAAGUAAUGUGAUAAUAAAAGAGACAUUUAGCUACCAUCAGUGAGAACUGCCAUGCCAGCGGUUUGAGCACAGCACCCGUCCGUCAGUGAUUUCUGCCCCUCCGCCAGCCAGACUGUAGAUCUCAUCAUGUAGGUGUUUUUGCUGUAAUGACAUCAAUUCCAGUGGCUUGUUCUCUCAACGGCCAAAAGCCUCAUGGGUUAGUGAAGAUGCACUCGAACUGUGCUGAAGAAAUGUAUGAAUUUUUUCUGCAUCACAUGUGAACGCCGUGGGUUUAGGAUAAUUGUUAAAGAUACAGGCCGCUGUAAAAUAACCAGUUCACUGUAAACCGACAUUUCCUUUGUAUUCUGAAAACCAUUAAAGCCACUCAUUUGUCCUUCAGGUGUUUUUCAAGGAGUAACAGAUGAACGUGUAUGUACAGUUAAAGUGGACACAGCAAUCAGGACAAUGUGUGCAUCCCCAUAUGAAAAAUACAGAAGUGAUUUCAUUGGUAUAAACAAUAAACAGCUAAAAAAAUAUCCAACAAAAUCAAAAAAUUCCCUUAAUUUUUGUCUCUUUGUUUGGCUCCAGGGGAAUAUUUUGCUUAAAAAUGUUGCAUUGCCAUUAAUAGGGUUGCUUUUUGGCAAAAAGGUAUGAGAAAUAUUUAGAGUUUUAUAAUGAAAAAAACAUGCUAUAACAAAAAUAGUGUUCCAUUGUAUAAUCAGGUAAAUGCACCUUUUGUUGCCGCUUCAAACUGUAAGUGUACUUUUUUUAGAUUUCAGAUAAAAAAGAAAAGCGCAACAGCUCCAGCCUGCUAGUCUGGAUUUCUCAUUUUAAAUUCUGUUUAAUGUUUUUUUUUUUUUUUUACUUGGUUAAAAUCUCAGCAUUAACCGUUCUGUCUGAGCUUUGUUCUCAAGGGCCACAUGUCUGGGAUGAAACUGGCAAUAGCAGAG
Messenger RNA from Monopterus albus (swamp eel), 3503 nucleotides. It is a transcript of the gene etv1, whose product is annotated as ETS variant transcription factor 1. The coding region runs from base 620 to 1933 and encodes 437 amino acids. NCBI's taxonomy places the organism in Eukaryota, Metazoa, Chordata, Actinopteri, Synbranchiformes, Synbranchidae. The transcript has 10 exons. Gene Ontology annotation, cellular component: nucleus. Gene Ontology annotation, molecular function: DNA-binding transcription factor activity, RNA polymerase II-specific; sequence-specific DNA binding. Gene Ontology annotation, biological process: cell differentiation; regulation of transcription by RNA polymerase II. The record is from RefSeq and is a predicted model, not a curated record.